AGCAGAUCCGGACCGCUCACUUCCGGUCGGUGUUUCCAACACGUGAAAACAUAGACUGCUUAUUUAUUAAUAUUAACGGUCUAUAUGUGAGGGUCGAGAGAUGGCUUCCCCCCCCACUCACGAGCCAACCCUGCUCGGUCUGUGUGACGGAGAGAUCGACUCGAGACGACACGCGACCUCGUUUCUGACCAACAAAGUCGGGGGUCACCCGGACUGGUUGCCGGGCAUCUCGCGGCAGGCCCCCCGCUGUGCUCGCUGCGCGGCCCCGUUGGUCCACGUGGUGCAGGUGUACUGCCCCCUGGAGGCCUCCCCCUACCACAGAAACCUCCACCUGUUCGCGUGCCCGGGGGCCGCGUGCAGCGGCCGGUCCGACUGCUGGACGGUGCUCCGCUCGCAGUGUCCGGAGGACCGGGCACGCAGCCGGCCCGCCCCGGCUCAGGAGGCUCCUCCGGCGGCCACCGAGUGGUGGGACACCGCUGACGACUGGGGGGUGGAGAAGGAGGAGGAGGAGGAGGAGGAGGAUGGAUGGGGGGGAGGAAGAGGAGGGGUGGAGGAGGACAACCAGGGUCAAGAGGAGACAGCAGCCCCUGAAGACAAGGGUGAGGCGUUAUGA
Messenger RNA from Etheostoma cragini (Arkansas darter), 613 nucleotides. Its product is annotated as programmed cell death protein 2-like. Bases 101 to 613 code for a protein of 170 amino acids. NCBI's taxonomy places the organism in Eukaryota, Metazoa, Chordata, Actinopteri, Perciformes, Percidae. The record is from RefSeq and is a predicted model, not a curated record. The transcript is spliced from 2 exons.